CAAGUCAUUCGUUUUAUACACGAAUGCAAUUCAUUCUCGUUUAUUUUUAUAAUAUGUACCUAUAAUAUAAUGAAAUAAUUGAAAAAUACAUUUAUAAAGCAUCGAUAGUAUCUUUUGCAGCUUUUUUUAGUUUACGAAAAACUUUUAAGUUUAUGGAGUCCAUAAUGGUAUUACCAGGAGUUUUAUGUAAGGUAUGUGGCGACCGUGCCUCUGGCAAACAUUACGGUGUCCCAUCUUGUGACGGUUGUCGUGGUUUCUUCAAACGAAGUAUUCGCAGAAAUCUAGAUUAUUCAUGUAAGGAGGGUGGUAAAUGCAUUGUUGAUGUAUCUAGACGAAACCAAUGUCAAGCUUGUCGUUUUGCCAAGUGUCUGCAAGUUAACAUGAGACGUGAGGCAGUUCAACAUGAGCGAGCGCCUCGAAAUUGUGGUCCGUCCCAUAAUUUACUCCAUUCAAAUUCCUAUGGGUCGGAUUUAUUUCCGCUACCUGAGAUCACAAUUCCAUCUCCAAAUUUAUUUCUUCCAUUCACUCCUUUUGUUUCACCCAACUUUUGUUUCACUAACUACGACGUGUCACGGUUUUCAUCCGCUUAUGCUUCAGGAUCUCUCUGGGAUCCCAUAAAUUUAUCAAGAAAUUACAUACCUACUGUUCCAGCCAUGGACCACUACAGUUUUGCAAAAAAUUAUUUCAACCCUGAAACAAAGAAAGAAGAGGCAACUGUUCUGAUAAGUUAUACAACAAGUGAUACAACAUCAUCAGUUGAAGACGAAAUAGUAGAAGUUACUAGUACAGAGGAACCUCAAAACACUUCUGUUAAGGAUGAUAAUCCUACUUCUGCACCUUCAUUUUUCCCUCUUUCGUCUAAAAUAUCACAUGAAUCGGCAACUAAAUUAUUGUUUUUAACAUUCAAAUGGGUCAAGUCAAUCCCGUCAUUCAGGAAUCUCCCUUAUAACGACAAAAAAACUUUAAUUGAUGAAACAUGGUCCGACUUAUUUGUUCUCACAGCUGCGCAAUGGGGAAUUCCCUUUGGGGACUCUACUAAUGACAUAUAUAAAGCAUUUGCACAAAACCUUUAUAAUCUUAUUAACGAAUAUCAAAGACUACGUGUUGACUCUAAAGAAGUAGCCUGUUUGAAAACGUUGAUUUUGUUCAAUCCAAAUCUUUAUGGCCUAACAUCUAACCAUCAGUGUGCUUUGCUUCGUGAGCAGACUCUUGCUUUGUUGAACAAAAAUUCUAAUACAAAGCUUGGACAUUUAUUAAUGUUAUUGCCGCAAGUGAAGUCUACAGCUGAUCGUCACACCUUAAAGGACUUAUUUUUCAACAAAUCAUUAGGAGAAAAUGCAGUUGAACAAGCAAUUCACGAUAUUUUAAAACAAUGACUGUCAGAAACUAAUAAUGAUGUAGAAGAAAUGCAUAAAUAUAAAUAAAAUAAAACAAUUAGAAUUAGG
Molecule: messenger RNA, 1445 nt
Organism: Culicoides brevitarsis
Lineage: Eukaryota; Metazoa; Arthropoda; Insecta; Diptera; Ceratopogonidae
Product: nuclear receptor subfamily 2 group E member 1-like
Exons: 5
Coding region: 153-1376 (407 amino acids)
Biological process (GO): anatomical structure development; cell differentiation; regulation of transcription by RNA polymerase II
Molecular function (GO): nuclear receptor activity; RNA polymerase II cis-regulatory region sequence-specific DNA binding; zinc ion binding
Source: RefSeq, a predicted model, not a curated record